AUGUCCGAGGUGGCUUUAAACAGCCCGAAGGAAGGGGAUAAGGGAGGGGAUAAGGGAGGGGAUAAGGGAGGGGAUAAGGGAGGGGAUAAGGGAGGGGAUAAGGAAGGGGAUAAGGAAGGGGAUAAGGGAGGGGAUAAGGGAGGGGAUAAGGAAGGGGAUAAGGAAGGGGAUAAGGAAGGGGAUAAGGGAGGAGAUAAGGAAGGGGAUAAGGGAGGGGAUAAGGGAGGGGUUAAGGGAGGGGAUAAGGAAGAUAAAGGAGACAACAGGGAGAAGCGAGGGAAUAAGGAAGGUACAGGGGAUACGGGAGGGUUUAAGAGCGGUGCAGAGUUUCGGAGCAUGCAGGGCGAGCAGCAGCAGCACUCUAGCUGGAGUGAACGCAGCAGUACCACUCCUUUCAGCCCCACUGCUGCUAGUGCCAGGCCCAGAAACCCCUCUAGAAGCAUCUUCGCUAAAAGCCCCACCGCGAAAAGCCCCAAGCAUCUUCGCUACAAGCAAAUUCGCUAA
Molecule: messenger RNA, 504 nt
Organism: Closterium sp. NIES-65
Lineage: Eukaryota; Viridiplantae; Streptophyta; Zygnematophyceae; Desmidiales; Closteriaceae
Source: the annotation of a GenBank genome assembly